AUGGCGGCACCUUCGACGUUUUCCUACGCGCAAGCCGCCAAAGGACAAGGCGCCAUCCCUUCAAGCACAACCUCUUCCGCCACGCCCGCUGAUGCCCAGGGCUCCCAGCCCACCUCUUCCGUCGCCAAGACGUCCAUCUCUUCAGGAAUCCCAGCAGAGCCUGCGUCGGAUCCCGCUCGUUUCGCUGAGCCCCGUGCUCUGGCUCUCGAGAAGCAGGAGAUCGAUUCAAGCAUUGGCUCGGAGAGCGACUUGCGUUCCGAUGCCACCACCGAGAAGCAGUCCGAUUCAAAGCGAGACGAUGACGCCGGCCGGUUAGAUCGGCCGUGGCGGCGGGCCGACAAGGGGACGAGAUCCUCCAGCACCACGACCCGGUCGGUCGACGAGCACGAGACGCGGAAGACGCGGAAGAGCAAGAAGUCCAAGCCGUCGGAGAAGCAAACCGCCGAGCAGACGUCGGCGGCGGGCAAGGACGAGGAGCCCGUGCCGGAGCCUCCAAAGGUCGAGCUGUCCGAGGCCCCCAUCCCGUCCGUCAACAUUUGGCAGCAGCGAAAGGAGGCACAACAGGCGAAGACGAAGCCCAGCGCGAACGCCGCCGAGGACGUCGCCAACGGCGAGCCGGCCCACGUCGAGGACGUGAAGACGGCUGCCAAGGCCGCCGGUCCGGCGGCACCGCUCGCCCGAGAGGCGGCCGCGCCGAACGGCGUGAAGCCGCCUCGGAAGACGGCCGAUGUCGUUCGCACCGAGCGAAACGGCAGCCGGGGCUCAAGAUUGCCGGACAGGGAUGCCAAGGACGCCAAGUCGGAGGUGCCCCCUCCCGUGGGCGAUGCCUCCUCGUGGCCGACGCCGGAAACCGCCAUCAAGGAGGAGAAGAAGAAGCCGGUGACGAGCCCGGUGGAGCGCCAGGAAAAGGAGCCCAAGGAGGCCCAGGAUGACUCCCAGAAGCCGCGUCAGAAGGAGAAGUGGGUGACGUACGACUACGUCCCGUCGGUGAACUUUGAGACCCAGCUGCCUCAGAUGCGCAACUCGAAGCCUCGCGGUGGUGCGCGAGGAACGAACUCGAAUCGUGCUGCGGCCGGCACCAACGCCGGAGACAAGGUCGCCUCCAACACACCCGCAGCCAAGCCCAGCGAGUCGAGGGAUCGACCUCGCGAGGCUGGCGCCCCCGCCAACAGAGCCACCUCCCUGCCGCCCUCGGCGAAGCGUGCGUCCAUGGAUGGCUCCAGCGCCAAGGACCAGAAGAAGUCUCCCGGCCAUGCUGCGGGUGACAAGACCAAGGACUCGGCCGCCCCUCAUCAAGCCGAACAGGCCCACGGCUCUCGAGAGCGCCCGGAAGGUCGCGGCGAGAGGGGACGAGCAGGAUUCCGCGGCCGCGGCGGCCACCACUCCAUCAGCACCCAUUCGCAGCAUCAGCAUAACGGCUCCGUCUUCCCGUCCGGAUCGGUACCGUCACGGCCCCAAGGCCCCUACAGCCCUCCGCCCAGGCAAGGCGCUCAUGGCCAGAUGUUCAUGCCCCCCCCGCAGAGGGGCGGACGCGGCCGUAGCGGUGCCAACUUCCACCGCAUGUCGUUGCCGGGCGGGACGUCUCGGCUGCCUCCGGUGCAGACCCAGUUUGGCCCCUACGACUACUCGAUGGCUCCGCUCUCCGCCGUGCCGUUCCAGCCCCAGCCGUACUGGGACAAUGUCGUCAUGUCGUUGCUCAAGAAUCAGAUCGAGUACUACUUCUCCAUCGAGAACUUGUGCAAGGACAUGUACCUCCGGCAGCGAAUGGACUCUCAGGGCUUUGUGAAGCUGCACUUUGUCGCGGCGUUUAAGCGCAUAAGGGAGCUUACGCUGGACAUGGGCAUGAUUCGAGCCGUGUGCGAAACGUCGACGGAGCUCGACUUCGUCGUCGGCGAGGACGACGUGGAGCGACUCCGCAGGAGGUCGGCGUGGCAGAGCUUCGUGAUGCCCAUGUCGGAGCGAGACGACUCGGCGCGCAACGACGGCCCGUCGCACGUCACGUUCAAGAACCGCCCGUUCAACUAUUCCCCCCAGUUCAACGGCAUGGCGCCGCCGCCGCACGUUGCCUCCCCGCCGUUGGGCUACAACCCGCAGGGCGAAGCCCAGUUCCCGCAGUUCCACGAUCGACCUGCCGUGAAUGGCCUGGUGAACGGCGGCGGGUCGAGCCACGGCGGUGCCACGCAGCUCUCGGCAGAAGUCCCGGACUUUUCGCCCUCGGCCACCGCUGCUCUUGGGGAGCCCCUGGGCGCGGGAAGCGCUGCGGGCGACAAGUUGGCGGUGGACGUUGAAAAGGAUGUCAAGACCAAGGUCACCAACGGUCACGUGAAUGAGCCGGCCAUUGCCCUAGCCAACGGUUUCCAUGCGGAUGAAGCCUCCGGCUAA
Molecule: messenger RNA, 2382 nt
Organism: Drechmeria coniospora
Lineage: Eukaryota; Fungi; Ascomycota; Sordariomycetes; Hypocreales; Ophiocordycipitaceae
Product: La domain family
Exons: 2
Coding region: 1-2382 (793 amino acids)
Biological process (GO): positive regulation of translation
Cellular component (GO): cytosol; cytoplasmic stress granule
Molecular function (GO): RNA binding
Source: RefSeq, a predicted model, not a curated record